This is a messenger RNA of Neurospora hispaniola, 688 nucleotides long. RefSeq lists its product as uncharacterized. Gene Ontology annotation, biological process: mRNA splicing, via spliceosome. Gene Ontology annotation, molecular function: RNA binding. Bases 230 to 688 code for a protein of 152 amino acids. The record is from RefSeq and is a predicted model, not a curated record. Lineage: Eukaryota; Fungi; Ascomycota; Sordariomycetes; Sordariales; Sordariaceae. The transcript is spliced from 2 exons. Gene Ontology annotation, cellular component: U6 snRNP; U4/U6 x U5 tri-snRNP complex; precatalytic spliceosome.
AAUUGCCCCAUUCGAAGCGACAAACGACCAAGGGACCCCAUCCGGCCGGGCUUACCAAGAUCACACGAAGCGAAUAAGUUGCCCUUGAGUUGAACCGACGACUUUCUGUUUGCAAUUCAAGUUAGACCGUGGGCUUUACGUGAUACUUUGCUUAUCAUCGCGGUCUUGGGCCCGCGCAUUGCCGGUACGAGAAAACACAAAGACUAAUAGCAUCCACUCAUCCGUCACCAUGUCGGCGGGCUUGGUAAAUUCAUACCUCAACAGUUGGUCUACCCUUCUACCUGAGCCCUUGUGCUUCUUCGAUCCCUCUUCCUCUUUUCUUUAUUGCUUGGUCGCAAGAUCAAUUGGUCAUGGCAUCCCAAAGUUCAAGGAUAUUCGCAAGACCAGAAAGCUAACAGAUCCAUCUUUCUUCACUUUAGAAAAGGUUUGCAUAAUCACAGUCGAUGGCCGCACCCUAGUAGGCACACUGAUCUCGGUAGACAUGAGCACGAAUGUGUUCCUACAAAGAGCUGUUGAACGAGUCAUUCGCUCCCCCGAUGACGACGAGCCCUCGGCCGAGAUCGAGCUGGGAACGCACAUGAUUCGCGGGGACACGGUCUGCCUGGUUGGGUUGGUUGAUGAGUCGCUGGACGAGAGCAUAGACUGGACCAAAGUCAAGGGGGCUACGAUUGGGACGACAAAGCAUUAG